Molecule: messenger RNA, 2322 nt
Organism: Archocentrus centrarchus (flier cichlid)
Lineage: Eukaryota; Metazoa; Chordata; Actinopteri; Cichliformes; Cichlidae
Gene: caiap
Product: CARD- and ANK-containing Inflammasome Adaptor Protein
Exons: 4
Coding region: 1-2322 (773 amino acids)
Biological process (GO): regulation of apoptotic process
Molecular function (GO): protein binding
Source: RefSeq, a predicted model, not a curated record
AUGUGGAGUAAUCUCAGGGGUUUUGAAAGCCACGUAACAUCAAACAGCAAGAACCCUUAUGCAGUGGACGUGAUCCGGACAAAGAGGAGGGAUCUGGUUUAUGGCAUCUCACAUACUGAGGAUCUCCUGGAUCUCCUCGUUGCAGAAGGGAUCAUGACAGCAGCAAAGAGAUCGAUUGUUUUGUCCAUCAGGACACAUAAAGAUCAGAACUCCAGGGUCCUGGACAUCCUGGAGGCCAGAGGUGAACGAGCAUGUCGGAAAUUCUUCCACCCGUGUCUUAUGCUGGCAGAACCUGAACUCUACCAGCGAAUCAAGACCUAUGUGGGGAGUGUGACUACGCAUAUUCAAGAUAACAGGAGACAACUGAUUGGGUAUUUGCUGGAGAGAGACUGGGAGUGGAGGGAUAAAAAAACAGAUCAAAUUUCAAUGCAGACAACUCAAACUAACCUCAAAAAGAGCUCUAACAUUAAAAAGAAUGGAAAAAGAACCACGGUACUUGAAAAAUCAGAGAAUAUGCUGGCACAAAGUGAGUCAGAAAGCCUCAGUUACAUGGCUGCUAGAAAAGGGGAUCUCUUAUUACUGGAAGAGCUGUUAAAAGACAGUGAUAUCAACACUGCCAAUUCCUCCAAUGAGACUCUAUUACAUGUAGCUGCAGAAAAUGGGCAUUUAUCCAUCGCUGAGUUCUUGAUUCGUAAAGGAGCCAGACUGGACCAGCAGAAUGAUACAGGCCACACAGCUCUUCACAGAGCAGCCAGGAGGGGGCGCACUGAGAUCAUGACAGCCUUAAUGAAGGCUGGGGCUCCUAUACAUAUUCUGGAUUUGAAAGGCAAAAGUCCCAUCCACCUGGCAGCAGAAAAUGAACACCUGAAUUCUGUAAAACUCUUGGUGGAGGAGGAGGCCAAGCAGUCUGAGAGUCACAGACAGACCAUGUUUCUGCACAUGGCUGCCAUGGAGGAUAACUGGAGGCUGGCUGAGUUGCUGCUGCAGAGCGGAGCCGCUGUUAAUGCCUUAAACAGCCAUAAAAAAACAGCUCUGUUUUAUGCAGUCAAGAAUAACAAUGAGAAAACAAUAAUUGUUCUUCUUAAAGCAGGAGCUAAAGUUGACUAUGAUAUCAUAAAUGAAGCCAUUAAUCUCUAUCAAGAAUCAGUUCUCCAGCUGUUGCUUGCUAAUGCCAGAGGAGCCCUGAGCAAAAAAGCCCUGGGCUCUGCUCUCUUUGCAGCUGUUAGAAAGAACCUUGAUGGAGCAGUGAGGUCACUGAUAAACAGCGGAGCGGAUGUGAACGUGCGUGACAAUCACAGAUAUACGCCUCUCCUAUUGUCAACGGAGCUGGGACACAAAGAAGUCUUCAGUGUUCUCAUAGCGAAAAAUGCAAAACUGGAUGCUACCUUAUCCGACCUCUCCUCAGCAUUGCACUUGGCUGCCCACAGUGGUAGCAUACCCAUAGUGCAGACACUGCUGGAAAAAGGACUGGACCCAAACAUUAAGGGAGCUAAAGGCUAUACCCCUCUCCACCUAGCAGUUCAGUGUAACAGGCCUGACAUCAUUGGUCUGUUGCUAAAACAUGGAGCACAGGUAGAUGCAGUAGGCCAGGAUGGUCUGGCCCCUCUGCAUGUAGCCAGCUGGCAGGGUCACACAGACACGGUGAUCCAGCUUCUUCAGAACAAGGCAGAACCUGGAGUCAAAGACCGGCUGGGGAGGACAGCGCUGCACUGGGCAGCCUCUUCGCAGGGAAAUAGCUGCGUGGUGGAUUUGCUUCUGUCAGCCAAAGCCAACCCAAACAUUACUGAUAAUGAGAAAAUAACUCCCCUGCACUUGGCUGCAAUGGAGGGAAAUGUAGACGUGGUGAUGUCACUGUUGUCCUACAAGGCAAAAGCGGGAGCUAGAGACAUGGAUGGCUCCACGCCUUUGCAUUACGCAGCAGCUGGCGGGCAUGCAAGCAUGGUUUCAGCCCUUCUUCAGUCACUCACCAACAAGGGAACUGAAGACAGGAAUGUGUGGAGGAAAACACCACUUCAUGCUGCAGCUGAGAAGGGGCAUGCUAGUGCAGCUGUGCUGCUCCUGGAGGCUGGGGCAAAGAUAAAUGCUACAGAUCACUGCAAAGACACACCUCUGCACUGUGCUGCACGUGGUGGACACCACAAGGUUGUGAAAAUACUUGUAAGCUGGGGCCAAGCUGGGGAUAUGGGACAGAGGAAUAAAGCAAAUCUGCAGGCUAAAAAUAAUACGGGGAAGACACCAUUGCAGAUGGCAGAGAGUGAACACACAGCAGAACAUAAGACCAUUGCAACUUUACUCAAGAGAAAGAUGUUUCUUGUGAAGUAG